This is a messenger RNA of Zerene cesonia (dogface butterfly), 3303 nucleotides long. RefSeq names its product putative inorganic phosphate cotransporter. The transcript has 8 exons. Gene Ontology annotation, biological process: monoatomic anion transport; transmembrane transport. The coding region runs from base 200 to 1672 and encodes 490 amino acids. The record is from RefSeq and is a predicted model, not a curated record. NCBI's taxonomy places the organism in Eukaryota, Metazoa, Arthropoda, Insecta, Lepidoptera, Pieridae. Gene Ontology annotation, molecular function: transmembrane transporter activity.
UGCGCGGGCGCUUAAUUGUAGGCUAUGUCGGACUCGCGUAUGACGGUCGACACGCGCCGCGGCAUCUGAGAAUAAAGAUCGUUUUCGAUCAACAUUUUGUUUUGUGAUACAUACUCCCAGAGGAUCUGUAAAUCGUGACGGACAGUCUAUUAUAUAUAAUUCAGUGCUGUUUUAUUUUUAUGUUUAUUAAACAGUCACAAUGUUGACCGGCUGGCAGUUAAUUUUGUCGAAACUUUUCGUGAUACCACAACGAUGGGUGAUGGCAAUCAUGGGUUUCCUGGCUGUGGCCAACGCAUACACGAUGCGAGUCUGCCUCAACAUUGCCAUAACGCAGAUGGUGCGGCGGCAUGCCUCCACGCCAGCUUACGAGGAUGGUUCGUGUCCUGCUGAAGUUGACGAUAUCGCGUCUGAUACAAUGGAAGUCAGCGGUUACAAUUGGGACGAAGAGACACAAGGCAUAAUUCUCAGUUCCUUUUACUAUGGGUACAUUGUAACGCAUUUACCUGGCGGCAUGUUAGCGGAACGAUUUGGAGGGAAAUACUCUUUAGGAUUUGGAGUUCUCAGCACGGCAGUAUUCACAUUACUUACACCUUGGACUGUUAAUGUGGGUGGCGCAACUGGACUCAUUAUAUUGCGAGUUCUCGAAGGACUUGGAGAGGGAACCACAUUUCCGGCUUUAAACGCAAUGUUAGCGCGGUGGGCGCCCGUCUCAGAGAGAGGUCGGAUGGGUUCUCUUGUGUUCGGCGGAGCGCAAAUUGGAAAUAUCGCUGGGACGUACUUCUCGGGCCUAGUUAUUAAGGAAACAGGAGAUUGGCAAUCCGUGUUCUAUUUGUUUGGCAGCAUUGGGAUCUUAUGGUUCAUUUUAUGGGCAUUACUCUGCUACAAUGAUCCGGAAUCUCAUCCCUACAUUUCGGACAAAGAAAAGAAAUAUUUAGAGGAAGCUCUGGGAAGACAUCAUAACAGCCAACCCUCUGCAAUUCCGUGGAAGGCUAUUUUUACUUCAGUUCCUCUUUGGGCUCUAGUCUGUGCACAGAUUGGACAUGACUACGGUUACUUCACAAUGGUAACUGAUCUUCCGAAAUAUAUGACUGGAGUAUUGAAGUUUGAUAUUCAUAGGACUGGCACUUUGGCUGCUUUACCUUACAUGGUUAUGUGGAUAAGUUCGAUUAUCUUUGGAUGGAUGUGUGAUAAGAUGGUUAAGAAGCAAUGGCUUACUGUUACGAAUGCUAGGAAGACUUUUACAACUAUUGCCUCUGUCGGCCCCGGUAUUUGUAUGAUCCUCGCUUCAUACUCCGGUUGUGAUACAGAAACAGUGGUUAUUCUUUUUACGGCAUCCAUGGGAUUGAUGGGAGCCUUCUAUCCAGGAAUGAAAGUAAAUGCUUUGGAUCUGAGCAGCAAUUAUGCCGGUACAAUCAUGGCUAUCGUGAAUGGCAUAGGAGCGAUAACUGGCAUCAUAGCACCGUUCCUUGUUGGCUUGCUUACACCUGAUAGCACCCUGGUCCAAUGGCGUUUGGUGUUUUGGAUAACUCUAGCUGUAUUUAUCGUCACCAACUUAGUGUUUGUGGCAUGGGCCUCUGGCGACGAGCAAUGGUGGAACAGUUCCUCGCAAGACGCGAGAAAACAGCAGGUCGAAGCGGGUGCAGUACCCGCAAAUAAUGAGAUUAAAUUAUAAUAUACUAUGUCCAGACUCAAAUAAUCGAGUAUGUGAAGUACAAAACAAGUAUUGAAAUUGGCGAUUCUCUGAAUCCACAGCCAGUGCUAUGUGAUAAUAUUAGUAUAAUAUUUAUAGUAAGAAUUGGAUUGUAUGAUAAGGUUUGAAAAUGAUAAGUUGAUGUCUCAUUUAGUGAUUUUGUAUGAUCCACAACUAUUAUAGUCAUUUUAAUUGUCUUCGUUAAAUCAUGGGCAAUGUACGAAGACUUGGCUACGUCAUAAAUAAUUCUCAUAAAUCAAUUAGUUCAUAGAUUAGUAAAAUAAUUUAUUUUUUCUAUAACUUUUUACAGAUUGUUACAAAUGCAAUUCAUGUUUAAGGCUGUAAAUAAUAUUAAUUAAGGCUUUGAAUGUUCGUGUUUGUAAAUAAUUAUAAGACAGAAGUCAGUGCUACGUGGCUUUGGUUAUAUAUCUAUAUAUGGGGGUAGCGGCAGAGAGGAUCCCUUAUAAUGGAAUAAGUGAAGGGUCCGAAAAACAUAAAAUUGUAGGUUUAUAGUUCGAGUACCGACCAAAUUGAUAUUAGAGUAAGAAGAGCUUGUAAUGAAUUUACUGAUUACGUCAUAAAAAUUAAAAACUCUAAACGACGUGUUUAUCAACUAAUUAAUUGAAAAACGCGCGCCAUUGCGGUUCCUUUUGUUAUUUAAUUAUUUCGUCUAAAUUAACACUUUCUGCAGUAGCGCCAUUAUUUGAUGCUUUUCAGCGGACACAUCUAUCCCAGACAUGGUCCUCUACCUUCCAAAAUGACUAGAUUUAGAUUAGUUUAGGUUGAACAAAUUAAUGUUCGCAAUGAACAAGUCGAACAUGUACAUAUACUAUAUGUAUCUGUAAUUUCUCUAUAAUCUUGAUUGUAUUAUAGUAUUUUUAAGAAGUGUUCAAUUAUUGUUGAUACGUCUUUUUUAGAAUGUUAAAUAAUGGUAAAUGCUUCUCACUCAAACUCAUGUUAAAUAGAUGCGAAUAUAAACAUUAGAAUGUCAACAACGUAAUAAAUCUACCGCUUUUCAUUAACUGGUUUGCUAAGCUAGAAUAAUUGAUUUAAAUUUUAUGUAUAUCGCAAUAACUGAAUACUUCCUGUAAGUGCAACUUUUACUUCAGUAUAUAAUGCUAUUCAGUAUAUGCUAAAUAUUCAAUAAUUUUGUUCACGUUAUUCAGAAAUAAAAAAAGAAAAGGCUGUGAACAAAUUUUAUUUAGAUAGAUACACAAACUAUACUUAUAUCUGAGCGCAUUUGUGCCAUCGAAGAUCUGUAUUUUGUUGAUAAUAUUGUUUUUACUAUUUAUGUUAACAUUGAAGUAAUAAAGUUAAAUAUUUAAGAAACAUUAUUAUACUGAGACAUGUCUGAAUACAUUUAUAUAUUAUGAACAUUAAAAAUGUUUUUAAAAACCUUAUGAAUAUGUUUUUUUUCUUACCUCAUCCAUACAUUACAAAAUUAAAAUAAAAUCUUUAAAAUAGCAAUGUGUAACUCGUAACUUAAAUAACUAAUAACAAAUAACACAGAAAGAGACAUAAACGGAAAUGAUUUAAGAACGCAAAUAAUAUUAAUAACCCAGUAUUCUUUUUAAAGAGCAAGCUCAUAAAAUAAAGCUUCAUUUCACAUAGUU